Tachysurus fulvidraco (yellow catfish) is the source of this 392-nucleotide messenger RNA. RefSeq names its product histone H4. The coding region runs from base 32 to 343 and encodes 103 amino acids. Lineage: Eukaryota; Metazoa; Chordata; Actinopteri; Siluriformes; Bagridae. Gene Ontology annotation, biological process: nucleosome assembly. Gene Ontology annotation, molecular function: structural constituent of chromatin; protein heterodimerization activity; DNA binding. The transcript has a single exon. Gene Ontology annotation, cellular component: nucleosome. The record is from RefSeq and is a predicted model, not a curated record.
UUGAGCGGCUUCACUUCAAUAGAGCAGUAUCAUGUCUGGUAGAGGUAAAGGCGGUAAGGGACUCGGUAAAGGGGGCGCAAAGCGUCAUCGUAAGGUCCUUCGCGAUAACAUCCAGGGAAUCACUAAGCCGGCUAUUCGCCGUCUGGCUCGCCGUGGCGGUGUUAAGCGUAUUUCCGGCCUGAUUUAUGAAGAGACUCGCGGUGUGUUGAAAGUCUUCUUGGAGAACGUCAUCCGCGACGCCGUCACCUACACCGAGCACGCCAAAAGAAAGACUGUCACCGCCAUGGAUGUGGUGUACGCUCUGAAACGCCAGGGACGCACUCUGUACGGCUUCGGCGGAUAAACGUUCAACACCGAACCACAUCAACACAACGGCUCUUUUAAGAGCCACC